This is a messenger RNA of Pocillopora damicornis (cauliflower coral), 3087 nucleotides long. RefSeq lists its product as uncharacterized. Lineage: Eukaryota; Metazoa; Cnidaria; Anthozoa; Scleractinia; Pocilloporidae. The record is from RefSeq and is a predicted model, not a curated record. Gene Ontology annotation, molecular function: protein binding; G protein-coupled peptide receptor activity. Gene Ontology annotation, cellular component: plasma membrane. Gene Ontology annotation, biological process: hormone-mediated signaling pathway; activation of adenylate cyclase activity; adenylate cyclase-activating G protein-coupled receptor signaling pathway.
AUGACAAAGCGUGGAGUUCGUGUCGUUUACAGGAGGUCCAGAAAAGACGAGACAGGGCGGGCUUUAAAGCGGUUGAACGGCAAUCAGCUAGAAAAGCUAUCACGCGAAAUAUUUCUUGAAUUGUCUGCCUUAGAAGAAUUGGACUUGUCCUACAAUCAGUUGCAGCUUUUGCCUCGAGGGCUACUUAGCAACAACACCAACCUGACAGAACUGAAUUUGUCAAACAACAAAAUUCAGCGUCUACCCAUGGAUGUUUUUGGCAACCUCACUAAGAUGAAAAGGCUCUUUCUCUCCAGUAACAAACUUCAGCGCUUGCCAAGGUUAAAAAAUCUCUCCAAGUUAGAAAUAUUGUACAUGUAUAACAACAGCCUCGCAGCCCUGUCACCUGAUCAGUUCCAAGGCCUGUCCAAACUGGAAGAACUGGCUGUUUAUGAAAACAAUAUCGACUACCUGCCGCGUGAAGUUUUUAAAGGCAUGAAAAACAUGAUUUCUAUGAGCUUUUAUUUUAACAAUAUCCGUGCCGUUACCAAUGAACAAUUCAAAGAUGUCGCUCCAACUAUUCGGUUCCUGUACUUCCACUACAACGAAUUGCGAGAACUACCAGAGGGUUUCUUUUCAAACAUGAAUAAUCUAAUCACUGCGACUGUAGACACCAACCUGAUGUGUUGCCAUUUGACGAAGGAGGACGCAGAUUGCGACUUUGCUUAUGUCGACAGCUUCGCCAGUUGUGAAACUUUGUUCAGAAAUCGAGCUCCUAGGGAGUGCCUCUGGGUGAUUGGAAUUAUGUCGUUGGUUGGUGCUGUGUUUGUCAUUGUGUGGCGGUUGGUGUUUAGGGAGACGAAGAAGAAAAACAAGAUACAGUCCAUCAUGUUGAUACAUUUGGCUGGGUCUGAUGGACUUAUGGGUGUCUACCUCAUAACUAUAGGUGUGGUGGAUGCCAUUUGGGCCGGGGAGUAUUAUUUGCAUGACUAUUACUGGCGUUCAAGUUUGACAUGUCAGAUAACAGGUGCCAUUGCCGUGUUGUCAAGUGAGGUGUCUGUAAUGACAAUUUGUUUGCUCUCCGCCGACCGGAUGAAGAAUGUUCUGUUCCCCUCUCGUGGAAAGUCCCUUUCACUUAAGGUUACGCACCUUUUGUGCUUCCUUAUCUGGAUUGUUGGUGGCAUAAUUGCCUUUAUUCCCACGGUGGGCUUUGACUACUUCGGUAGUCGCCAGAAAGGUCAUCACUUUUAUGGCAGAUUAGUUGUAUGUCUGCCAUUGCAGCUUUCUACUGAUAAGUCGUCGGGCUGGGAGUACUCUGUUGCCAUGUUUGUUGGUUUAAACUUUACCCUUGUGCUCUUUGUUGUUGUGGCAUAUGCGAUGAUAAUCUAUAAGUCUUGCGCAUCAAACAGGCUCAUGGCUAAGCAAGGGAGCAAAAGAGAGAGGAGAAUGAAAGCCAAGUCAAGGGUAGCCGAUCUAAGGAGAGAGGCCUCGCUCGCCAAAGGAGUGUUCUUCAUUGUUCUUACCGACUGUGUCAGCUGGCUGCCUAUUGUGGCGAUUGGAAUGAGGUCUCUCUUGGAAAAAUCCUUCCGUACACCUGGUGACCUCGCAGUUUGGAUCGCAGUCUUUGUUCUGCCAGUUAACUCUGCCAUUAAUCCCAUUCUCUACACCUUGUCUACCCCACAGGUCCGAGGAGUCAUCAGAGCCAAACUCCAACCAUUGUGGGAUUAUCUGGUGGCAAAACUCGGCCGAAAUCAAGAUGUUGAGGUUCAAGAUCAGGGAAUAGAGAUGAGAGUUAUCGAAGAAGUUCAAAACCAAGAGGAAGUGGGGAGCGCUGACGAUAGUGAGGAUGAGUCGCAAGAAGAACAAGGAGAUGGUGAGCACCAUGCAGGAUCAGGCGAAGAGAAUGAACAACCUCCUGAAUCCCAGCAAGUUGAACGUGAACAAGACGAAGAACCAAAACAAGGAAAAGAAGAAGCCACUGAACUGCAGCGAGUUGAACGUGAACAAGACGAAGAACCAAAACAAAGCCAAGAAGAAGCGACUGAACAGCAGGAAGUUCAACGUGAACAAGACGAAGAAGAACCCAUUGAACAGCAGCACGUUGAAUCUAAAGGAAACGAGGCACCAAAAGAUAACCAUGAAGAACCCACUAAAAAGCAGGAAUUUGAACAAGAUCAUCAAGCAGAUUCAAAGGGAAACAAAGAAGUAAGUGAAACGCAACGAGAAAAAGAGGAACUAGAUGACGACGAUGAAAAACCUGAGCGAAAGCUAAAAGGAGACGACCAGGGAUCCAAACAACAGGGCACUCAAGAAGAAGAAGAAGAAGAAAAAGAACCGAAUGUCGACCAUGCAGAACCUGAUGAGCUAAAGGAUGUGAGUAAACAGAAGAAAAAGUCGAAAAGAAAUGAAAAAGAAAGAGAACAGCAACAAGAUGAGCAGGAGCAAGAAGAACACCCUGAAGAAACCGAAAAGCAGCAAGUUGAUUGUGAUCAAGAAGGACGAGAACAAGACCAUAAGGAUCCUAAACUGGAGCAAAUUGGACAAGAAAAACCAAAAGGAGACGAUGAAGAUCUUAAGAAAGUCGAAGUGGAUUAUGAACAGCCAAAAGAAAACCAUGAAGAACCUAUGAAAGACCAACUGCAGCUAGGAAAACCAAAAGGAGAGAGUCAGGAACCUAAAAAAGAGCAACUGGAAACAGAUAAACCAAAAGGAGAGCAUGAAAAACCCAACCAAAAGCAACUUGAAGACGAGAAGUCAAAAGGAGCUUGUAGGGACUCCCAAAAGCAGGUUGAUGAUUCAACGGAAGAUAAAUCUUCACGAAAACAGCAGCUGAUUAUGGACGAAGGACAAUACGAAGAAGAUGAUGCGGUGCUGGAUACACGUCUGUGAUUGCUAGCAUUGACUCAUCAAGUCCUUUUUAGUUCUAGUUAUCGUUUUAGUAACAGAAAGGUUAUAUACCGCUAUAUCAUGAAAAUGAUGCAUUUACUUAACCAAGAGCAUUAGAGAAUAACUCAUAUAAAGUAUUACAGUGACUAGUGCGAGCCCGCAAUGUUUGUUUUCAUUUUUUGAUCAUCUCAGUUGUCGUAGAUGAAAUUGCAAAAUACUCUU